Molecule: messenger RNA, 3061 nt
Organism: Cuscuta europaea
Lineage: Eukaryota; Viridiplantae; Streptophyta; Magnoliopsida; Solanales; Convolvulaceae
Source: the annotation of a GenBank genome assembly
UCCUAGCCCAUCCCAAAAUUAAUUCCACAGCUCAUCCCAACUGACUUAUAACUUACCUGCGCUCCAAUUGGCCGAACGCGAAGAAGAACAGAAGAAAGAAAAUCGAAGAACCAAGAGCUUGGCAGCUUGCGACGACCUGCGCUCCAACCUGUGAGCUGCGACCCUCCGCCGUCCACGCCGCACGUCCAGGCGACCAGGCCGCUGCGUCUUCGGCCGUUCCGACUCCAGCGUCCUUCCUCUCGCGGCUCUUCCUCCAGCUCUGGCGCAGAUCUGCCCCUGUUCAGUGCAGCAGCUUUCCGCACAUUUGUUGAACAAUCACUAUGGCUAGUGACCAGAGAUCUGAAGGCCCAAGCACGGGUUCUGGUGCAUAUUCUGAAUCGACUGUGAAUAUCAAUAUCAAAACCUUAGAUUCCCAGAAUCAUUCCUUUGAAGUGGACACUAAUAUGCAAGUUUCUGACUUAAAGGAAAAAGUAGCAUCUCGAACUGGUGUCCCUGUUACCCAACAACGUCUUAUUUACAGAGGGAAAGCUCUGAUGGAUGAUCACCUUCUUUCAGAAUAUAAUAUGGAGAAUGGGGACACAUUGCACUUAGUAAGAAGGCAACCUUCUCAAUCACAAUUUACACCUACUGCAAGCAAUGCAGAAGCUACUCCAGGGCAAGAGCCUACCACCGGUGCACCUCGCAGUCGUAUUGGACACAUUUCACAUAGUGUAGUGCUUGGCACCUUUAAUGUUGGUGACCAAGGGGAAGGCUUUGUUCCAGAUCUAAAUCGGGUUAUCGGGGAAGCUCUAAGCUCUAUUCGACUUGGAAGCCAGACUGGUGGCCACCAUCCUGGCAUGCAGGCCAGUGCUCCCAUUGCUGCCUCACAAGGAAAUGAAGCACAAGGUUUACCAAGGAAUUAUAGCUCUCAGAAUCAGCCGCCUGUACAAGCGUUUCCUACCCAACCUCUAUCUGAAGGGAUUCAAAUCCCUCUUGGAGCUGCAGUAGCAGUUCCAUCACUGAAUAUGCCCAUUCCAGACUCUUUGCACACGCUGACAGAGUUUAUGAACCGCAUGGAGUCUGUUCUAUCCCAUUAUGCAAGUCAGCCAAACCAGUCAACUACCGAAUCUUCUAGUGUGGCAUUGCCUACAAACUCUCAUGGUCAGUCAACUCCAGAGACACUGAGCAUUGUUCUGCGGCAUACAGAACAUUUAGUUGGAAGACAUGUUACAUCUGCACUAUCUCACAUUGCAGGGCGUUUGGAGCAAGCGGGGAAUUCAACUGAUCUUACAAUAAGAGGACAGUUACAGACAGAAUCGGUUCAGUUAGGACUUGCAAUGCAGCACUUGGGUGCUCAGUUCUUAGAGCUUGGAAGGACAAUGUUGACAUUGCGUAUGGGACAGUCUCCUGCUGAAUCUUCAGUCAAUGCUGGUCCUUCUGUUUAUAUUUCUCCAUCAGGGCCAAACCCAAUUAUGGUUCAGCCUUUUCCUCUUCAGACCUACUCUCUGUUUGGUGGCCCGGCAUCUGGACAAUCUAAUCCUACAGGAGGCUUCAUUCCUUUUGGAGUUGGCAGUGCAGCAAGGAAUGUUAAUAUACACAUACAUACAGUUGGUUCUAGACCAACCAAUGGAGGUGGUGCUGAAGGUGACCUAGCCAGUGGGACCAGUAGUGGUGAUUCUACGGCUCCACCAACAAGGAGUUCUUCUACUGGAGCAUUUGUUUCACCAAGACCUAGUGUGUCUUUUUCUGGCGCUUCACAACAUGGUCCACUUGAGAGCACAACUCUUCCGGAGCAAACUACUAGUUCUAGUGUGAAAGCUGAAACUAGGGAGGUUGGUGAAAGUCAGGGAGAAUGUCAUCAAGUGUCAGAAGAACCGAAUGUAAGUUCAGCAGAAGGUUCUCAGGGAGGGCAUCAUCUCCCUUGUGCUUCAUCUGCCGCUCCUAUUGGUCUAGGUAUAGGGAAUUUGCAGCCUAAGAGGCGAACUAGGCAACCAAUAUCACAGUCAAGAAGCGAUGAGAGUGCAGCUUCUCCAUUCAGUCAGGGCGAAAAAUCCAUAAGAGAUGGGCAACAGAUUCUGCAAUCCCUUGCAUCACUCCCUUCAGGUCAAACUUCUCAUCCAGCUAGCAGUGUUAUAGGAAGUCCCAGUUUUGGUGAGAAUUACCAACCUGAUAUUUCAAAUGUGAUGUCACAAGUUCUUCAAAGCCCAGCUUUAAAUGGUUUGUUGGGCGGGAUCUCUCAACAAACCGGUCUCGGAUCUCCCGAUGCCUUCAGGAAUAUGAUGCAGCAACUUACACAAAGCCCUGGAAUGAUGAAUACCGUCAACCAGAUUGCUCAGCAGAUUGAUACUCAGGAUCUUGGAAGCAUGUUUUCUGGUUUAGGUGUGGGCCCUGGCAGCGGUGGUAGUGAAGUCAAUCUGUCUAAUAUGUUUCAACAAAUGAUGCCACUUGUUUCUCAAGCACUUGGUGGUAUUUCUACUACAUCUGCAGCUCAGCAAGCUUCUAGAACAGAAACUAGACAGGGUGACAUUCGUUUGACUAGGGAAGGGAUGACACCAACCAAUCAAAGUUUUCAGACGGGAGUCCAAAACAUGGUUCGAAGAAUCGAACAUCGUAGUCCUCCUGAAGAUAUAUUCCGCUCCAUAGUUGAAAACGCUGUCCAGGUUCAUUACAACAGAAGCAGCAAUGAAAGCGAGAAUCUCGUGAAUGCCUUGUGCAGUACGGAAGGCCUUACAAACGAGUUUAUGGAGGUUCUUCAAAGGGACGUCUCUCGACGUCUUAGGGAUGAAGUGAAGCCCCCCAGGAAGCCAUAGUUGUUGGGCUAAUAUGAUGGUGGUAGUGGUGUUGUUCCAUGUUUUUGCGAAUUCCAAAAAUGUUCCCACUCUGUGCUCAUCUUUCUUAUGAUUUGAAUUUCUCGUGCUUCGAAUUCAAAGCAGGACUUACAUUUGGCAGUUGCAUGUCUAUCAUUUACCACAUAUUCAAGAUUUUUGUGUCUUUUGUUGGCUUGGUUAAAUGCAAUGUUCUAAAAGGCGUUAGGGGCUAGUUGUAUUGUGACUAGGCGCCUAACCCGCUUAAGCAGGCUUAG